AUGGAAAUGAACACAGGAAACUACGAGAGAAGUGUGUCCGCACCUAUAACACCACCUUCGACGGUCAAGAAAGAGACCAAAUUCGUGGCACAUGAAAAGGUCAAGCCAAGGAGGCUAUUCAGAUCUGUUUCUAGCAAGUCGAAAUAUAGGCCCAAACCAAAUACAUGUUUAGAACUGGAUAGUGGACUAGGAAAACCGUCAGAGUCUAAAAAUCUGGAUUUACUGGCACACGUUUUACAAAAUUCACAACAAAUGGUAAUGAUCACCGGCGCAGGUAUCUCAACUCAUGCAGGAAUACAAGAUUUUAGGUCACAAAAUGGUCUGUAUAGAACUUCCACGUCUAUGAAAUCUCUUUUCGAUUACAACCAAGUAUACUCGAAUGAACAAACAACUGCCAAUUUCAACAAAUUAAUGGUCGACAUCUAUGAAAAAUCUAACAAUGCAGACCCAACACCAUUCCAUUUAUUAAUAGAUAAGAUAAAUAGGCAAGGUAGACUGAGGCGUGUCUAUACGCAGAAUAUUGACUCUAUAGAAUGGAAAUUGCUUUCUGAUCUAAAAAAUUCAAGUAAAUUGGUUCAAUUGCAUGGUACAAUACUGAAAACUAAAUGUAAUAAAUGUCAAAAAAUUGAAGAUUUUGAAACUCAGCUGUUUCCAGUAUCAGCUGAUAGUUCUCUCCCGUUGAUACCAAACUGCAAACAAUGUGAAGAAUUUGAAAUGGUACGAAGUGUCGCCGGUUUGAGAUCCAAAGGUGUUGGUAAAAUAAGGCCUAUGAUUACUUUAUAUAAUGAACCGUACCAUGAAAAUAGUGACACUUUAGCCAAAAUCAUUAAUCAUGAUUUAAAGUAUAAUAAAAUUGACUGUCUUUUGAUAGUAGGAACAACAUUAUCAAUUCAGAGUGUCAAGACGUUAGCGGUAAAUUUCACGAAAUUGAUCAAAUCUAAAGGAAGAAAAGGUUAUGUCAUAUUCAUUUCAAAUGAAAUGCCCAGUGAUAAUUUACUUAAAUUGUUUAAGGAUGGGAUUGAUUUGAUUGUUCUGGGUGAUUGUCAAAAGUUAUAUAAUUUUUUAUAG
Kazachstania africana CBS 2517 is the source of this 1068-nucleotide messenger RNA. It is a transcript of the gene HST4, whose product is annotated as NAD-dependent histone deacetylase HST4. The coding region runs from base 1 to 1068 and encodes 355 amino acids. Gene Ontology annotation, molecular function: histone deacetylase activity, NAD-dependent; NAD+ binding. The record is from RefSeq and is a predicted model, not a curated record. The transcript has a single exon. Gene Ontology annotation, cellular component: mating-type region heterochromatin. Gene Ontology annotation, biological process: regulation of DNA repair; negative regulation of transcription by RNA polymerase II; replication-born double-strand break repair via sister chromatid exchange. Lineage: Eukaryota; Fungi; Ascomycota; Saccharomycetes; Saccharomycetales; Saccharomycetaceae.